This is a messenger RNA of Triticum urartu, 2454 nucleotides long. Its product is annotated as heme oxygenase-like, multi-helical. Gene Ontology annotation, cellular component: cytosol. Lineage: Eukaryota; Viridiplantae; Streptophyta; Magnoliopsida; Poales; Poaceae. The record is from RefSeq and is a predicted model, not a curated record.
CAAUUACGGUGCGUACGGUGUUGGACAGCAACCAAGGGAAGGGAAGGGAGACCGCACGCAUUGCCGGCGGCCGGUUACUCCACUUGCCUCCUCCUCCAAUUCAAUCGGCGGCGAGGACGAGGCGGAUGCGCCUUCUCCGCCUCCGCCUCCCGCUGCCAGCGCUACCCCCAAGCCCAAAUCCAACAACCAAAUCCUUCUUCUCAUUAUCCUCUUGUUGGCCAGGAGUCACGCGCACCAGCCCCACCAGCCACCACAAGCAGAUGUCGACGACCUCCUCCUCCGCGGCGGCCGUCGCCGAGGGCUCUGCCGCCCGCCGCUUCUGGAUCGCCGCCUCCUCGCGGGAGGCCGCCUUCGCCACGUACACGCCCUUCCUCCUCUCCCUCGCCGCGGGGUCACUCCGCCUCGAUUCCUUCCGCCACUACCUCGCGCAGGACGCCCACUUCCUCCACGCCUUCGCACGCGCCUACGAGAUGGCCGAGGAGUGCGCCGACGACGACGAUGACAAGGCCACCAUCACCGCCCUUCGGAAAGCCAUCCUCCGCGAGCUCAACCUCCACUCUUCCGUACUCCAGGAGUGGGGAGUUGAUCCUACCAAAGAGAUCCCUCCAAGCCCAGCAACAACCAAGUACACUGAUUUCUUACUUGCAACUGCAGCUGGAAAAGUUGAUGGUGGGAAAGGUUCUGAUAAAAUGGCCACACCAUUCGAGAAGACAAAAAUUGCUGCGUACACUGUUGGGGCGAUGACUCCGUGCAUGAGGCUUUAUGCAUAUCUUGGCAAAGAACUCGGCGUUUUCCUGAAACAAGAUGAAAAUCACCCAUACAAGAAAUGGAUCGAUACGUAUGCAGCCACUGACUUUGAGAGUAAUGCACUCCAAAUAGAAGAGUUGCUUGAUAAACUAAGUGUCUCUUUAACUGGUGAGGAGCUCGAGAUUAUUGGGAAGCUCUACCAACAAGCUAUGAGAUUGGAGGUUGAGUUUUUCUCUGCUCAGCUCCUCGAAGAACCUGUUGUAGCUCCACUUUCAAGAUAUCGUGAUCCCAAAGACAAGCUCGUGAUUUUUUCUGAUUUUGAUUUGACAUGCACUGUUGUUGAUUCGUCUGCCAUUUUGGCGGAGAUUGCGAUUUUAUCACACCAAAAGGCUAGUCAGAGUGGGUCUGAUAAUGUCCUUGACCGUACAAAAUCAGCAGACCUGAGAAAUUCAUGGAAUAUGCUAUCUAAUCAGUACAUGGAAGAGCAUGAGCAAUGCAUACAAAAGUUACUUCCUCCAGAAGAAGCAAAGUCAGUAGACUACGAUCAACUAUACAAAGGUCUUGAAGUGCUAUCAGAAUUUGAGAGACAGGCAAAUUCUAGGGUUAUUGAUUCCGGUGUCUUGAGGGGAAUGAACUUAGAUGAUAUCAGAAAAGCUGGGGAGCGGCUUAUUCUGCAAGAUGGUUGUCGAAAUUUCUUUAAGAAGAUUGGAGAGACAAGGGAGAAGGUCAAUUUAGAUAUCCAUAUUCUUUCGUACUGCUGGUGUGCAGAGCUUAUUAGGUCAGCCUUUUCAUCAGUUGGUUGUCUUGACGGAGUAAACAUACAUUCCAACGAGUUUACCUUUGAGGGAUCUGUUUCAACUGGUCACAUCAACAGAAAGAUAGAGUCUCCACUAGACAAAGUUGAGAAGUUCAAAAUCAUCAAAAGUGACCUGGAUAGUAUAACACCAUCGUUGUCUGUUUAUAUCGGGGACUCAGUUGGAGAUUUGCUUUGCUUGUUGGAAGCAGAUGUUGGCAUUGUUGUUGGAUCAAGCACAACCUUGCGGAGAGUGGGCAAACAGUUUGGUGUUUCUUUUGUUCCGUUGCUUCCUGGUUUGGUAGAGAAGCAAAGGCGGCUCUGGAAGCAAGAAGCAUCCAUCUUCAAGGCGCGAUCUGGAGUUCUUCAUACGGUUUCUAGCUGGUCAGAGGUACAGGCCUUCAUUCUGGGAAAUGAUUCCAGCUGAUUGUUGCUGGCUGCCCUUAUCACUCUCUUUUCCUUUGGCAACAAGACUGGUACCAGCUCAUGCAAAUCAGACGUGAAAUCCCCGUUGUGGCCAUUUUAUGAAAGCCACAUUGCUAUUCACCUCCUAUAUGAGUACCCUGUGUCCUGAAAUGGUUUAGUUUGUAUGAUCAAUGUGUAAUUGAUUACACUUGAGUUGUCUUUCCAUUUGGGAUCAUUUCUUAUAAUCGCGGGAGUGGUUCCUGUACUGGCAUCGCUACAGAACAGAGUGGUAUACUGUCUCCAGGUGUUUCCCAGGUGCAAGCGUAGAGCUGUUUUUGGCAAUGAAAUUUGAGAUUGCUAUAUGUUUGUUUGUUUGACUAUAUAUCCUUAUCCUGGGACUGAUCAUAGCUGAGAUGAUUGGAGGCAGAACAUUCAAGAUGUAAAAUCACAUAGGAUGAUAAACAAAAUACUCCCUCUGUUUCGAAGUAAAUAUAAUUGAUGUUUUGGCA